UGAGAGGCGCGGUGUGAUUGGCCGCGGGACACAGGUGCGAGGGACAACAACAACAAGAUGGACGCGUGCACCGCCGUGGCCAGGGAGAUAGAGAAGGUGCUCAGCAAGUUCACCUCCUACAGCGACCACGCGGCGGGCACCAUCACGGCCCUGCACGCCAACCUCGAGGGCCUGCAGCACGAGAUACACCAAGUUGGCAGCGGGGACAUCACAGAGGCCCAGGCAGUGAUUCUGAGCCAGGCCAUCGGGCGCGUGAAGGAGGCGGUCACAAGGCUCAGCACCGACCACCGAGACCUGCACUCCUCCGUCUCCAAGGUCGGGAAGGCCAUCGACAAGAAUUUUACUGCAGAUUUUGGGUGCAUCAGCAAUGAACUGGUAUUCAGCGGAGAUAAACAACAGCUUGUUAAUGAGGUGAUAUGCCAGCACUUCUUCCGAGAGGGACUGCUGGACAUAGCUGAGGAGUUUAUCACUGAGACUGGACUGGAGCUCCAGGAAGAGUCACGAGAGCCCUUUUUUGAGCUGAACAGAAUCUUGGCAGCCCUCAAAGCGAGAGACCUUGGUCCUGCACUACAAUGGGCCGAGGAAAACAGAGAGAAAUUAAGGGCACAAAACAGCAGCCUGGAGUUCAAGCUGCACCGCCUGGCCUACAUCAACCUGGUGAAGGAAGGUCCCCACAGUGUGCCUCAGGCCAUCGAGUACGCCCGCCUCCACUUCACUCCCUUUGUCUACCAGCAUGAGAAAGUCAUCCAGAGUCUAAUGGGCUGCCUGCUGUAUGUGAAGGGAGGCCUGGAGAACUCUCCCUAUGCAGACCUGCUCAGCUCCCACCAGUGGUCAGAGAUCUGCGAAGUUUUCACUCGGGACGCCUGCGCUCUGCUUGGCCUCUCUGUGGAUAGUUCCCUGGCUGUAUGUGUCAAUGCGGGGUGCACUGCGCUGCCAGUACUUCUGAACAUCAAGCAGGUGAUGCAGCAGCGGGCGGUGCACAACAUCUGGAACACCAAGGAAGAGCUGCCGAUUGAGAUAGACUUGGGCCCAUCAUCUCGCUACCACUCCAUAUUUGCCUGCCCAAUCUUGCGGCAGCAGUCGACUGAGAGCAACCCUCCGAUGCGGCUCACCUGUGGCCACGUCAUCUCUCGGGACGCCCUCAACAAGCUCACCACCAGCGCCAAGCUGAAGUGUCCCUACUGUCCUGUGGAGCAAAUGCCAGCAGAGGCCGUGCAGAUCUUCUUUUAAUCACUGUCUCCUUCUUUUAGAUAUAUAGAUUGUCAUGAAUAUAUCUCAAUGUAAGUAAGCUUUUUCACUAGUUUAUAUAUAAGAAAAUACAAAUGCAUUCUUUUAUAUCAUGUUUGAUAUCUAUAUUCUACGUGAUCAACCAGUCAUCAUUUCAUCACUGUAGGGUGUAGUGUACUUCUUUAAUAUCUGUGCUUUCAUAGUGAGUAGCAGGAUGUGUUAGGUAUUAGAACAGAUCUCUGUAGUGUUUUAGCACUAUUGCAAGGGUGUAGAUGGUCCAGUCUCUUAUUCUUAUUAUCAUAAGUUGAACUCACUUGGUAGGCUUCCAAGUUUUUCUUUGAAGAAUGGGAUGUUAUGCUAAACAUUACUCUCUAUUCAUUGAUAGUUUCUCAAGGUUUAUUUUCAAUCCUUGUAGGGUUAUAAGAUUUGGUCCCUUAGUUAAAACUGAAAAGUUAUAGAAUCAUUGUUUCUAGUAAGUAUUAACUUAUGGAUUAUAAACUCUGAGACUCAAGAUUUGUCAACAGAAAGCUUUGGGAAAGUCUGAGGUAGAUAGAGGAGGUAGUAGAUAUUUUAAUGUGAGGGGCAAUGGGACAAAAGAUGAAAGUAUUUAGAAGUAUAAGCGAAUCUGGGUCACCAGUAACAAGAUAUUGGCUCUGUUGAAAUAAUGCCAUGGUGAUCAGUGGUUAGGUAAACAGAAUGGCAACUUAGUGAAGAAGAGCAUUGCUGAGACAGGCAGCCGGUGAACUUGAGGAGUUAAAUCAGUCAGCUGGGGUAAAUUAGAAUAGACAUGCAGCAAAUAUCUUAGUGAGUCAGAUAGGAGCAGGCUUUGUGUCCCUCCAGGUGUAGGACCUGGGAGUGACAAUACUGGUGUUGUGAAGCACUGAAGCUUGACUGUGUGUGUGUCGCUGUCAGAAUCCUGAGGCAGUAGUGUAGUGCAUCAAUUCUGGUCUGGGUUAGAGAAGGACUGUUCUUUACUUCGUGCUGAGAGUGGCCGUUAGUAAUUUUUGACAAGUUGGGGUUUCUACAUCAUGUUUGUGUUCAGCCAUCACCAAGGUCUCUCAACCAAUGUCCUUUAGCAUUGCAUUUACAUCUCCAGCUGACUCAAACACGUGCAGAGUGUUAUUUAGGAAAGCAUAUUGCAGUUUGUAUGCUUGAUACUUUGUGUGCUGGCAAAGUACUGAGUGGAUACUACUACUAUUGCAGUAAGUUAUAUGGAUCUGAUCAUGAAAUUCAAGAAUUGAUAUACAGGACAAAUGAGAUUAAACCAACAUGUAUUUCAAUGCCAAGCAAGUAUGGUGUACACAUUCAAAAUUAAGUAUCUUUUAUCUUGUUCCCUGAUACUCAUAAUCAGGAAUCACUUUAAAGAUAGGAGUUAAGAGAACAAUUAUGUUCGCAUACACAAUGAAGAAAGUAUGCAUUCUGUGUAUACUUAUAAUGAUUUCCAACAUUUCAAUGUUUAAUGGGUUACAAAGAUAAUCAUUGUGUUAUUUUCUGGGGGCUAGUUUUAAUUAAUGAUCAGUAUUGUUGUACAUAAUUUCAUAAACUGAUAAAUGUUGUCAGUUUUGACAAGAAUAGAAAGCAUAAAAAAUUUCAGCCUUCAUUUUAACACUUUCAUUACCAGCACUGAUAUACAUCAUAUUUUUCAGGGAAAUAUUCUAGUCCCUAAUGCAGAAAAUAAGCAUCUUUGGAAAUCAUGGAGUUGCAUAGUGGUAUUAAAAUUCAGGUAAUACUACUUAGACCAUUUUCAAGCAAGAACCAGCUGUGUAAGCUAAGAAUAAAACUGAAACUAUACCAUUUCUGUGUCUGUCAAAUGUGCUAGUCAGCUGUGAUUGGUAUAAUUUCUCACUCAUAUAUUCUUUUCACCACAUAACGUGUGUGCUGCUCCUUGCUGGCUUGGGAGGCUUGUGUCCAGUCAAAGUAACUGCAUGUCCUAAUAUUAAGUCAUGACAGCCGUGGAUUCGGAUAACAUUUUAACACAAAAAUUUAUUGAAGCUUGUAGAGUGUAUGUAGGUUACUCUAAGGAACCUAGGGUAGUUACUGUAGUUCAAAUUCAGAGACAUAUUCAUUAGUUACCACAAACUGUGUAAUGUGAUAGUGCAAGAGAUGUGAUGUAUAUUAGUGUUCAUUACCAUUUAUGUCAACCACAAAUACAUGACCCUGCCUUCUAUACAUUCAGAGGGGGAAGUAGAUGUAAAUUUGCAGUUUGUACUGUAUGUAGAUGUGUAUAAAUUUGUUAACUUUUA
This is a messenger RNA of Eriocheir sinensis (Chinese mitten crab), 3470 nucleotides long. It is a transcript of the gene Sou, whose product is annotated as E3 ubiquitin-protein ligase RMND5A-like. The record is from RefSeq and is a predicted model, not a curated record. Gene Ontology annotation, biological process: proteasome-mediated ubiquitin-dependent protein catabolic process. Gene Ontology annotation, molecular function: protein binding; ubiquitin protein ligase activity. Gene Ontology annotation, cellular component: nucleus; GID complex; cytoplasm. The coding region runs from base 58 to 1230 and encodes 390 amino acids. Lineage: Eukaryota; Metazoa; Arthropoda; Malacostraca; Decapoda; Varunidae. The transcript has 9 exons.